Seminavis robusta is the source of this 2112-nucleotide messenger RNA. NCBI's taxonomy places the organism in Eukaryota, Bacillariophyta, Bacillariophyceae, Naviculales, Naviculaceae. The record is from the annotation of a GenBank genome assembly.
AUCGUUUUCUGUGACACUUCACUUACAAGAAAGUAUGGCGACCAUGAGACAGGGCAACAAAUUAGCUUUCCUUGAUCCUUGGUCAUCGUCUCCCCGUUUGGCCAUGGCGUCGUCAACAAAACUGUAGCUUCAAUACCACGAAAUGACGUCUUCUCCAUCGUCUGUUUCUUCCAACAGCUCACUAUCCUUCAGUACAAGAUCCAAUAGAAAGCGCACCAUUAGUAAGCGUAGACCACGAAGAGUCUCUUCAUCUGCCUUAUUAUCCUCUUCCACACUAGAUGAUCAUAUUCGAUUGUGGUUCAUUGUGGCAUGUGUUUGGAGUUUCACUUUUAUUGGAUUGACGGAGUAUGUCAAACAAUAUUCCUUGGACAAAGAAGACCAGACGCCACUCUUUGGUCGGUUUUCCAACAAGAGGAUCAGUAAUGCCACAGUCCAGAAUCACACCGUCAGACCAUGGCUGCCCGUGGAUAUCGAGUACCUGGAUGUCAGAGAUGGAAAUCGAAAUCAUCCACAUCGAGGUGCCAAGGAUGAACAGGGAGAAUGGGGGUACCGACAUGAUCCAACGGCCCUAAGAAACCAUCCACCCAGUAGCUUUACUCCUUUGCUAAAUGAAUCUUUUUUAACGCAAGCUUGUGCUUUGAGAGAUUCCAAUUAUCAAAUGAUAGAGGAACAAGUGUCGGUAAUACCAGUGGCAUCCCCAACAGACAAUCUACAUAGGACUCCUGUCAGACUCUUGUGCAUUGUCUAUACCACGGAAAGCAGCCACGUUGACAAGAUACCCGCCUUGCGCAAUACGUGGGGUCCCAAAUGCGAUGGAUUCAUGGUAGCGUCUACCAAGACCGACCUUUCACUCAAUACGGCGGAAAUUCCGCACAAGGGGGAAGAAAAGUAUGAAAACAUUUGGCAAAAGAUCCGGUCUGUAUGGAGUUAUGUCUACGACAACUACUAUCAGGAAUACGAUUGGUUCCACAUUGGGGGUGAAGACAUGUUUGUCAUUCCAGAAAACCUCAAAUCGUAUUUGGAAAGUGAGGAUAUUGUCAUGGCAGCCAACACGUUCCACAAUGGGACAACAAGAACCACCGAAACAACACUGACUGGAACCACGUUGCAAAUGCCACUCUUUCUUGGAGGCCGCCUGGCCUACGAGGGAAACAAGGACAAUAUCUUCAACCAGGGAGGCGGCGGAUAUACCUUGAACAAGGCUGCGCUCAAGGCAUUGGUAGUGGAGGGACUUCCAAACUACUAUACCGGCGAUCAUACCUUUACCGAAGAUGUCAUGAUUGCCAAAGUCUUUAAAGAACUGGGCAUCUUGCCAUUUGAUACUCGGGAUGCCAGUGGAGGCGAGCGCUACAAUCCGUAUUCACCGGGAUUUCACUACGACUUUCGACUUCCACACGACAAGUAUCACAACAAAAUGUGGUACGCGGCGUACCUGUUGCAAGGCGACAACAGUUUGGUGGAGGGAGCCGCUCACUGCUCGCCUCAUAGUGUUUCCUUUCAUUACAUCAAGGUUGACCUAAUGUACAGACUGUAUGCGUUGCUCUAUGGCUUGUGCAGACAUUGAAAAGGGAUAUCGGCCAGAGUUGAAAACAACGACCUAGUCAACAAUCGACACUACUGGUACCAGGAGAGAUCCCCUGGUUCUGCUAGCUGGGGGCUGGCAUACACAGACUGUCAGUUGAUGUAUUCUACUAGUAUUCUUCUAUGUAGUACAAUGUAGCAAUGUAAUUGGUUGGCGCAGUCUUGCCAUUGCAAGUGCUCCGCCCAUGGAAGUGGGUGCGGAAGGAAUUGGCCGCGAUUGAGUGAAGCGCCUGCCUCGUUCCGCGAUAAGGACACCCCGCAAUGGAGAUAUCAAACUGGCGUUCUAGUUGCAGGUCUUUUAUGCCUGCGGGUUGCAAAACACCUUGGCGGCCACAGAGCUCGUCCCUUUCUGGGAAAGAGGGAGAGCCACUGGAUGACACAGCUUGUGCAGGUGUACGAUAGCUUGCCUGGUUCGAGACGCAGGCGGGGAGAACAGCGUUGGUCGAGCAGACAGCAGAUAAAAUAGAGAACUCAAAUCAAGCUCAGAUGCUUUGGCAACGGGCCCCUUCAAAUAGUCCGCUUCAGACUUGA